Solea senegalensis (Senegalese sole) is the source of this 1819-nucleotide messenger RNA. Its product is annotated as serine/threonine-protein kinase WNK1-like. The record is from RefSeq and is a predicted model, not a curated record. The coding region runs from base 106 to 804 and encodes 232 amino acids. The transcript is spliced from 4 exons. Lineage: Eukaryota; Metazoa; Chordata; Actinopteri; Pleuronectiformes; Soleidae.
AAGUAAUGAGUUGGAUUUAUUGCACUUUGCUUCUGUUGUGGCCGGGGUUUAACUUUGACUCUCUCCCAAUCCUCCAAUCGUUGUCUUCCGGGCCGCACAGGGAAGAUGGUGAAAAAAGUCUGCCCCUGCAACCAGCUGUGUAGGACGAACAGCACCAACGCCGUGAGCGGUUCAGGCGGCCUGUGCCAGAGUCAGACGGGUUCUCAGUAUCUGCCCUCCAGCAUGACGGUGCCGCAUCAGAGGAAAGGAACCUUCACCGACGACUUCCAUAAACUGGUGGACAACUGGGCCAGAGACGCCAUGAACCUCUCACAGGGUAAGAGGAGUGCCAAACAGCUGCCGCAAGCUCCAGCACAGGGACACAGCUACGAGGUCAUUCAGUCAGCAGGUCUGGGCAGGAAGUACUCGGCUCCCAGCCAGCUGUGUCCCAGCAGCAUCGGAGGCUCUGCACACCUCCCCACAAACCCCACCACCACUACCUCUACCUCUGUGGCCGCCCGCAAGGGCUCCCUGAGCCACGCCCCCGCCGCCUCCACUCCGCCCCAACCCCAGCCGCCUCAAUUCAUCCACUACAACCCCACCCCCGCCUACAGCGCACAGUGGUCUGGUCCAGGUUUGCCAACGCCACACCAGGCUGCAGCACAGCCUGGACCUCUGCUGGUCAGCACUUCCCAGCCCCUGGGCCCCUACCCCACACCACAGGGCCAUAUUCCCGGGCAGGGGCCAUUCCAGGCUUUCCAUGUGACCAACGCUUUGCAGAAGUCUGUCAGCAACCCAGGAGGACCCAAUCUGAGGACCACGUAGGGCUGGGGGUGAGGGCCGUUGUGAAUCACUGCCCGACUGGCCUGAACUGGUGUGGAGCGGAGCGUUUCAGCCAGAGGGGACAGCUAGAACUGGAGUGGGUAAAGUGUCAGAAGCUGAUCUGUCCGAGUGGAGGAGAAACAGGAUGGAGGAGAGGAGGGAGAAAUGGCGGCUGCGAUCACCUGUGCUUUACUUCGUACGCGGGUGUGCAGCUGCUGCAGACGCAGCCAUGUAUCGGAUCUUCCCACCUGCUGUUUACCGACCGCGGGCCUGUGAUGGCUGCCAAAUACUCGAGGACAAAGGAAAAGACUGAUGAGUGCAAUGUUGAACGGCCAAAGAGGUUCUGACAGGGUAUGGGACUGGUGUUGGUGACUAUGUUUGUGUGCCGUGCCGUGUAUGGGCUUUCAUGACAGGGUCACACUUGGAGUUUGUAAGUCCAUACAUGACGGCGCGCACACACACACACUUUGUCUGUCUUUUGGUAGACAGCAGUGGGAGGAUAAAAAUGAAAGGUUGAACGGGAAGAAGGUGGUGAUGUGAAUGUCUGCCGCUAAAAGGCUUUGAUAUGAAAAGAUCUGUGAUUAUUACUAUCGUCAGUGAAAACAGUCCAGUUCAGUAUUCACAUUUUUUUUCUCCCAAACCAUUAAAAGCACAAUAGGAUAGGACAGCGAGAACAAAGUGAAUUCAUUUAAGUGAGAAAAUUCCACAGAUCAGCACUCGGUGUAGUCGUGAGAGAAGUCGUGGCAGCUUCUCUGUGUGUUGUUGCUCCUCGGUACUGACAAGUCAUUCAGAGAGGAGGAGGAGGAGGAGGAGGAGAUGGAGAGACGAUGGCAGGACAAGUUAGAGAGAGAGAGUUUGUAUAAAAGCCAAACACCAAACUGUUCCCUCUGCUUACGUCAGGAGCGUUUAUUGAAAAAGCACUUAACAGACGUGACGAAUGCUCCCGCGAACAUCUCGUCUGUGUCACGACUCCUCCUCCUCCUUCCCUCCGUCCUCCUCCUCCUCCUCCUCCGCCUCC